Molecule: messenger RNA, 507 nt
Organism: Arabis nemorensis
Lineage: Eukaryota; Viridiplantae; Streptophyta; Magnoliopsida; Brassicales; Brassicaceae
Source: the annotation of a GenBank genome assembly
AUGAGCAAAGACGAAGAGGAGAUGAUAGGGAUGGAUAUUGAGACGAUGGGAAAGCUGAGAGAAAUAUGCAGUUGUGUUUGUCGGGAAUGCAUCUAUGGAAAGAUAGCACAAGGAGAUUUCAAAUGUUGUCCAAUCUGCUAUAAUGAUGUUGGUCCCAAUCCUGCCAGUAAACUUAGACUCGCCCACGGUUGGGACAAAAUAAAAGAUCUAUACUUCAAAGAACAAGAAAAUGAGGAGAUGGAACAAGAAUCUACUGAAGGUUUGGAGACGAAAUCUUCGGUUCCAUCCUCCACAGAUAUGGAAGAUGUGAAGCCAUUGGUACCAAUCAAAGCUGAAGAAGAUGAUAAGAUUGAGUUACCAUCUGUCUCUCAAAAUGGUGUAGUUGCUGGCAUUGCAGUAAAAUUGGAAAGAGAUAAUGAUCUAAUGACUGUUGGACCAGUUGCAACUUCUUCCGGGGUUAAAAGGAAAGCAAUUGCUCCGGUGAUCAAAGACGAGACACAAGGCUAG